Molecule: messenger RNA, 3024 nt
Organism: Tachysurus fulvidraco (yellow catfish)
Lineage: Eukaryota; Metazoa; Chordata; Actinopteri; Siluriformes; Bagridae
Gene: gpr45
Product: G protein-coupled receptor 45
Exons: 4
Coding region: 737-1855 (372 amino acids)
Biological process (GO): G protein-coupled receptor signaling pathway
Cellular component (GO): membrane
Molecular function (GO): G protein-coupled receptor activity
Source: RefSeq, a predicted model, not a curated record
CAUGGACUGGAUGGACACUGAAUGGUUUCCCUAGUGACAGCCAUCAGGUGUGAUAGCCAAUGGUUCAGGUUCUCCAGUGUCGUAAAUAGAUGAUAUGCACUUGUUUAUUCACGUUAAGUGAACGCUGGCGCGUAAACGGCCCACGCAUGUCUUUUUAUAGUGACUAAUAGUAUACUGUUAUAUGUAAAUGAUGAGCCUCGGUUAGUUAGGCUGAAGGAAGAUCUCUUUGAAGAGAAGGCAGUUUUAAACAAGACACAUGCUGCUAAGCGAUGGGACAGGACUAAUGUAGACUGAUGGAGCUGUGAUACGUGUGUGUGUGUGUGUGUGUGUGUGUGUGUGUGUGUGUGUGUGUGUGUGUGUGUGUGUGUGUGUGUGAGAGAGAGAGAGAGAGAGAGAGAGAGAGAGAGAGAGAGAGAGAGAGAGAGAGAGAGACUUCUUAGCUUUGUAUAGCUAAACAGACAAGUGGCCGUUAAAGACGACGAUCUACAUUCUUUUAUAUCGUUGGCAAAAGAGAGUACAGCAGGAUCCAUUCAGAACAAUGCACUGCAUGGAUUCAUUUGGAAUAAAAAUCUGAGAGAGCUGUUUUAUUCCGCGGCCUUUUUGACAUCAACUAACCAUGGCAACUGGAGGAUCAAUUGGGUUAUUUUUGUUGUAGAUUGCCAAAAGGAGAGGACCAUGUUAAAAAAUUAGCGCAGACUCUUCAAACAUGGACUGAUAUUGCCUGGUAACUUCUGCCAUGUCUGUAUGUAAUGCCAGCUCUGUGGAACAAUGUGGCCUGCCUGGACCAACAGAGCCUGAGCUGCAGGAGGUUCAGACUAGUUUAAUUCCUGUUGUGAUAAGGGUGGCUUUAGCUGCCAUCAUGAUAUUCAUGAUCACCAUUGGUUUCUUGGGCAAUUCAAUAGUGUGUUUGAUCGUCUAUCAAAAACCGGCAAUGCGAUCAGCUAUCAACCUGCUUCUAGCCACGCUAGCCUUUUCAGACAUUAUGCUCUCUCUGCUGUGUAUGCCUUUCACUGUGGUAACUGUGGCCUCCACUGACUGGAGUUUCGGAGUAGGAUUCUGCCGAGCGUCUGUCACGCUUUACUGGUUCUUUGUUCUGGAGGGUGUCUCCAUCUUGCUCAUCAUCAGUGUGGAUCGCUUUUUCAUCAUCGUGCAGAGGAAGGACAAGUUAACUCCACAUCGUGCCAAAGUUCUGAUCGCAUCUUCAUGGGCUCUCUCCUUUUGUGUGGCACUUCCAUCACUUAUAAGCUGGAGGACAGGUAUCGUCAUAAAACGGGUGCCACAGUGCAUCCUGGGAUAUAGUGACUCACUGGCAGAACGGGGUUACAUGGUUUUGUUAGCAGUAGCAGUUUUCUUUGUUCCGUUUGGUGUCAUGCUGUAUUCCUACAUGUGCAUUCUGAACACAGUGCGGCGAAAUGCGUUGCGCAUCCACACCCAUGUUGCUGAAGACUGUGCAGGGCUUAAGCUGGGUCUUACAGGUCUGCAGCGCCCCCCACAGGUCAACGUGGACAUGAGCUUCAAAACCAGGGCCUUCACCACCAUCCUCAUCCUAUUCAUUGGCUUCUCUAUGUGUUGGUUGCCUCAUACUGUAGUGAGCUUAAUGGCUGUUUUCAGUCGCCGCUUCUACUUCAGUCCAGCAUUUUAUCCAGUCAGCAUAGGGGCUCUGUGGCUCAGUUACCUAAAAGCUGUAUUUAACCCUGUCAUCUACUGCUGGAGGAUCCGCAAAUUUCGUGAAGCCUGUUUAGAUUUCAUGCCCAAGACUUGCAGGCUGUGCCCCAAAGUUCCUGGUCGAAGUCACAGGCGCAUACGACCCAGCAAUAUUUAUAUCUGUAGCAGUGAGACCCAGUCUGCCGUUUAACAUUUGAAUUUUCUAAACUGAAAUGUGGUUACACUUUAAUUUGUUCAUAGUCCAGCUGAAAUGUAGAAACACUUUGCAAAUGAUUCAGUGAAAAAAUGUCACUGACACCUUCGUUUCAACAACACAGAAAGCAUAAAAUAGAAUAUCCUUUACAGUUACAGGUGUGGAUUAUAUAAUCUGUUAAUUUCAGAUGACUGUAUUUUUAAGCAAAUAAAUCCCUGACUUUUAAUAUGACCUAACACUAAAAAGCAACAUCAGCUAAAUAGUUGUCAUACAGUGUAAUACAAGCAAAUGGAAGCCCCUUUUAUUCUGUUUUUUAUGUUUAGAAAGAAUCACAACAAAUUGAAACCAUGGACACUGACAAAUAAAACAUAUGUUGAACAUUUUGUUAUCUGAAUGGAAAUACUUAAUAAAAUAAUGCAAUAAAGCAACAGCGCCUCAUGAUUAAGAAAGUAUUGCAUAUUGCAAGUUUAAAUAGAAACUUGUGGUUCAAGGGAAGUUGUAUAAGUGCAAAGGAAUUACAUAAAAUUUGCAUCUCUAUAGAAGGCAUGCUGAAACAGAAAUAGGCAUUGAGUAAAUAAAGAUUCUUAAAACCCAAUCAUGGAUAUAAAAUAUAUCAGAAAACCUUUGGUUGUUGGUGUGCUUCCUGCUGUUGAGCAGGUUUACAGCAUUUAGCAGGAGCCCUUAUCCAGAAUGAGUGACUCACUUUUUUUUUCUAUAUAUGCAAUUGAGGGUUAAGGGCCUUGCUCAGGGGCCCAGCAGCGGCAGCUUGGUGGACCUGGGGUUCAAACCCAUAACCAUCCAUAUAGUAGUCCAACUCCUUAACCACUGAGCUACCACAUGUUUCACAUCUCUAGGUUUAUCAGUCUCUAAAGCUUGAUAAGAAUCCAGCAUGGAGGCACAACAGGUAGCACUGUGUUUGCUUUUUCUCUUGGUGUCAUCUCACCAACGAAAAACAUGUUUCUGUCUCGUAAUCAAACACCGACCAGGAGAAAGUGGUAAAUAAAUUUUGCUAAAAGAUUUGCAAGUACUGAAUGCCAUUAUAUUCUUUUAUAUUCAAUUUUAAUUCAUUUAUUUUGAUUUCCACACUCAGUGAUUUUAAUGCUGAACUUUCUAUAUAAAAUGUAUUAAAUCCAUAUAUUGAAAGGUUGUCUACUUCAGAUAUGAUU